ACGUCCCUGUCCGGCCCGCGUGAGGCCAAUUAUAAAUUACAAAAUAAAUUUUAAAAAGCAUCUAUUUCGAGUGUGCAAUACAACGGUGCUGCUUUUGUUUUGAAAAGCGUUAUUUGUAUUACUUCCGUGUGGACGUAUGCUCGUGCGCGCAGCGGCAAUCUCAAAUUACAAAAUAAAUGUAAAAAAACAUCUUUGUCGUGCGUGCAAUACAACUGUGCUGCUUUUAUUUUGAAAAGUGUUAUUGUGCGUAUGUCCUGUGAGGGAAGGCGCACAGCGACUAAAAAGAGAAAAGUUGAUGACGAAUGGCGUGUUUUCAACAAGACAAGUAAAGGAUGUGGCACUCGGCGGCUCUGCUCCUUUCAGGAUUGUCCGCGUUGAUACACGUGUCCUCAGGGGGUCCUCACCAGAGGAGCCUGCUGAAGACCCUCCUGAAAGACUACGACCGCAUGGAGAGACCCGUAGGCAACGACUCGCACCCGCUGACAGUUACCUUUUCGCUCAGUUUGAUACAGCUUAUGGAUGUGGACGAAAAGAACCAGGUGCUCACCUCAAACAUGUGGCUGCGGAUGGUAAGCACCCCUGAGAGAGCUGGUUUGACCACUAUCUCCAGUGGAACCAGAGCGAACAUCCCGGAGUUAAAAACCUUCGCUUCAGAGCAGACCAAAUCUGGACUCCAGAUAUUCUACUGUACAACAGAUGAUGACUUUGACUCCACCUUUAAGACCAAUGUGCUGGUCAACUCCAGCGGCUAUGCUGAGUAUUUACCUCCAGGCAUUUUCAUGAGCACCUGCAACGUGGACGUUCGCUGGUUCCCCUUCGACAUCCAGAAGUGCGUGCUCAAGUUCGGUUCGUGGACGUACGACGGCUGGCUGCUCGAUCUCCAGAUGAACGACGCGGACAUGUCGGGCUACAUGUCCAACGGGGAGUGGGACCUCAUAGGAGUGCCCGGCACUCGGAACGAGGUAUUCUACGAGUGUUGUAAGGAGCCCUAUCCGGAUGUGACCUUCAUCGUGACCAUAAGACGGAGAACGCUGUACUACGCCCUCAACCUUCUCAUCCCCUGCAUGCUCCUCUCUUCAAUGACCCUACUCAUCUUUGUGCUACCUGCUGACUCUGGAGAAAAGAUCUCACUGGGGAUUACUGUCUUGCUGUCGCUGACUGUGUUCAUGCUGCUGGUGGCUGAGAUCAUGCCGGCUACAUCUGACUCAGUCCCGCUAAUAGGUCAGUACUUUGCCAGCAUAAUGAUUAUCGUUGGCAUGUCGGUCAUUGCAACAGUGGUGGUCCUGCAGUACCAUCACCAUGACCCCAAUGGAGGAAACAUGCCCAAAUGGGUGAAGCUGGUCCUGCUCCAGUGGGUGGCGUGGUUCCUGCGGAUGAAGCGUCCCGGCGAAGCGGAGAAACCCGAGAGGCCCCAGUGCGCCCCCCAUCUACGUCGCUGUUCCUCAGGCUCCCACAGCGGCAGCAUCCCGAACCAUGGCGACCCCGCCCUGCACCCGCUGCACCCUCAGAACCUCGCCCCUCUCCACGCGGGGCACCUCCAAUCUAGCGCCAACAACGGGAAUCUUCUUUACAUGGGCUUCCAGCCGAUGGAGGAACCCUCAGUGCUCGUAGACGCCGCCCAGAGGAGUAACAACGCCCCCUCAGGACCGCGAAGUCCGCCACCGCAUCUUCCGCCUCACCUGUGCAGCUCCCCAAGCCCCAACUUGGACGUGGUAGGAUGCCCCAGCAUUGUCUCCAGCGGCGUGGGGUUUGGAAACGCUGUGGGUCAGGCCGCAGGUCAUGGGGACCCUUUGCUUCAGGCCAUCCUGGAGGAGGUGCGCUACUUGGCGGACCGCUUCAGGGAGCAGGACGAGGCGGAGUGCGUGGCCGACCAGUGGAAGUUUGCGGGCGCCGUCAUCGACCGCCUGUGCUUGGUGGCGUUCAGCGUCUUCAACAUAAUUUGCACCAUCUCCAUCCUCAUGUCGGCGCCCAACUUUGCGGACGCGGUUUCCAAGGACUUUAUCUGAACGCUCUUGAAGUAUCAAGCGGGAUCCAGAGAGACACAUUCUCCUGCGGACGGAAGACUGCAGGAAAAUGUGGAUUUAGUGACUGAAGCGUUAUUUGAUGUGUGGUGAAAUGUCAAUCCAAACUUUGAGGCGGGGAUGGAAAAGCCAGCCCGGGAAGAAAGUCCACACCUGGGAGCUUGACGGGAGGAAGGAAAGACUCCAAUACAGUGAAGAUGGAGGAGAACAAGACAAGGACAUGCAGAUGAGGGAAGAUAAAGAAGACAGGAAGAGACGAAGGUGCUUGUCUAUUAUUCAAUCCCGCGCGUCUAAUGGCUGUCAAAUUGAAAAGUCCUCCCAUCAUCUUUUAAAGUGCGACUAAUCGGCUGUGAAAAGAUAACUCUGGCUAUUUUGCAUUUCCAAAGGUCUUUUUAUCUCUUAGUUAAGCUCAUACCGGUGAUCUCCAAAAUGAAUUGGAGCUGCAUGUAGAUGCAGAUCUUAAAUGGGCGGUAAAGCUACACAAUCAAUACAGAAAAGCAACAUCUUAUUAAAAGCUAGCUCAAGAGUGUCAUUCAAGACGUAGAAUCCCACAAAGGAAGCAGACUCGUCUCUCUCUCCCUCGCUCGGCAAUGAACACAGGCAACAAAAUCAAUAUUAUAAAGAUUUCCUGCUAGUGGCACAAUGCCCCUAAUUUGUGUCUAAUGGAGAUCUUCUGAGAGAGGGCUUAAAAUAAUCACAAUAAACUAAUUAAAUCUAAUACAAGAGCUGUAGCAAAAUGUUAGCUUGCGCGGACUAGCUAACAUAUUUAGGAAUUUUACAAUUGCACCAUCUUACAGUACUGUAUUUUCCAUAAAAUGGCAUGGUGGCAUGAUAUCCGAAAACACAUUCAAAACACACAUUUCCCCUUUUGACUGUUUGAGUCACAAAUAGACGAUUCCCCCAAGCAUCAUACAUUUAACAUAAAAAUCUGGAAACUGAGUUGCCAGUUCUUUAUCGUAAAAUGUACUUAUAUAUAUAUAUAUAAUUUCUACAACUCUUAUUUUUUUGUGAUAGAGAUAUUGGAGCACAUACUUGUUGGUCACAAAAAACAUUCAUGAAGUUUGGUUAUUUUAUGAAUUUAUUAUGGGUCUACUAAAAAUGUGACCAAAUCUGCUGGGUCAAAAGUAUACAUACAGCAAUGUUAAUAUUUGGUUGCAUGUCCCUUGGCAAGUUUCACUGCAAUAAGGCGCUUUUGGUAGCCAUCCACAAGCUUCUGGUUGAAUUUUUGACCACUCCUCUUGACAAAAUUGGUGCAGUUCAGCUAAAUUUGUUGGUUGCCUCAGGAGCAAAAAGGGUAUGACCAUGCAUCUUACUACCUACAUGAACCAUGAAGUGGCAUGCUAACGAACCAACAAAAAAACAAACAUGGACAAUAUUUUCCCCUUUUUUCUAGAACUUUUGCCCGUAUCCCAGAUUUUAAAAUGGUAAGGUCUCGCUCAUAGAUGUAACUAUGGUCUCUCCAUUUUACAUUAUUUUCCAGACACAAUUAUUUUCCUUUUUGGCUUGAGACACAAAUGGAAUCUUCCGUUCUACUCCAGCACAAACAAACAUGGUGUGCAACAUUUUUUCACCCAUUUUGCUAGUCCCAAAUGGACAAUUAAUGCGAUCCUAUCCUGUAUGGUUUUUGACCAUGAAAGUCUAUGAAAUUUAUAGGCAUAAUAUUUAAUAGAGCUCUUGUAUUGGAUCUGAAUUUUGGUUUUACGUGCGGCUGUAUCAUUAGAGUGGGCAAGAUCCUGCAGUUCCUGAGUGUUUCUUUAAUCUCUCGACACCCACAACAUUUCUCAUCCUGAAAUAAAAGUAUUCUCUUGUCAUAUCUAAUACGACCUGCUUCUCAUAAAGGGGGAGGGAAGAUGGGAAAGGAAACAGCUGACAUGGCCUUAAUUGAUCAGUUGUUCAGAAAAGGAGAGACGAGUGGAAGAGGUCAUUGGCGGAAAGUGUG
Messenger RNA from Entelurus aequoreus (snake pipefish), 3960 nucleotides. RefSeq names its product cholinergic receptor, nicotinic, alpha 11 (gene chrna11). Gene Ontology annotation, molecular function: acetylcholine-gated monoatomic cation-selective channel activity; transmembrane signaling receptor activity. The transcript is spliced from 11 exons. Bases 333 to 2006 code for a protein of 557 amino acids. Gene Ontology annotation, biological process: signal transduction; chemical synaptic transmission; nervous system process. The record is from RefSeq and is a predicted model, not a curated record. Lineage: Eukaryota; Metazoa; Chordata; Actinopteri; Syngnathiformes; Syngnathidae. Gene Ontology annotation, cellular component: synapse; postsynaptic membrane; neuron projection.